ACUUAAUUAAAAAAGAAAAUAAUAAUAAAGUAAAUUUUCAAAUUCUAAAUUAAUUAACUAAAACAGUAGCUAUAACAGAAAGCUGUUAUAUUAAAAAAAUUUAUAAAUUAUUAAAAAGUUGAAAAAUUAAAUUUAAUUAUUGAGCAAAAAGAAAAUAUUAAUAUUUAUUUUUUGAUCUGUAAUAUCAGUUACAUUAAAAAUUAAAAAUAGAUUAAAAAUGUGUUGUUGGUCAAUGAGAGUUUUGUGGACAGUUUUACAAAAUAUGUUUAUACGAUUAGGUACAGAUUUAAUGAGUUUUUAUUAUAAUCGAUGCUGUUGUUGUACACAAAAAUCUGUACAAAAAGAAACUGAAUUGAAUGCGGAUAAAAGUAAUGACACGAAUUUUUCAGAUUAUGUAAUCAUAAAAGAUUUAGAUGUAAUGGAUUUACCAGCAUUUAAUUUAAGACCAUCAAUACCACCAGCACUACCGCCUCUACCAAAAUUAAAACCAAUUGAAUCAGAACCAUAUUAUCGAAUAGUUGAUCGUUUUUCAGCUGAAGAAAUUUUACGUAGUCGAAUUGAUGGUUCAUGUUUAGUUCGACCAUAUCGCCAAAUGGAUGAUAUCAUCAAAUAUAUUGUUACAAUUUAUGUAAAAGGAAACUAUUUUCAUUUAUAUAUACGUUAUAUUGCUGAAAAACAAAAAUAUGGUAUUGGAUUGAAAAAGCCCUUUGAAAAAUUAUUUAAUACGCCAAACGAAAUAAUUAAUUAUUACCGUAUCAAUAAAUUAUUUUGCACAAAUAGAACAGUUAAUGCCUGUGUUUUAUUAAUACCAAUUUCAUAGGUUAUAAAUUUUAUUUUGUAAAUUUUUUUUUUGUGUAAUUUUUAAGCAUUAAUAUGAAUAUGAAUUUAUUAUUUAUGUAUUUAUAAUUUUAAGAAUAGCAAAUUAAUUUACUUAUAGUAUU
Molecule: messenger RNA, 941 nt
Organism: Condylostylus longicornis
Lineage: Eukaryota; Metazoa; Arthropoda; Insecta; Diptera; Dolichopodidae
Exons: 3
Coding region: 218-820 (200 amino acids)
Biological process (GO): intracellular signal transduction; cell surface receptor protein tyrosine kinase signaling pathway
Source: RefSeq, a predicted model, not a curated record